Messenger RNA from Antrostomus carolinensis (chuck-will's-widow), 1557 nucleotides. RefSeq names its product aconitate decarboxylase 1 (gene ACOD1). The record is from RefSeq and is a predicted model, not a curated record. Gene Ontology annotation, biological process: defense response. Gene Ontology annotation, molecular function: aconitate decarboxylase activity. Gene Ontology annotation, cellular component: mitochondrion. NCBI's taxonomy places the organism in Eukaryota, Metazoa, Chordata, Aves, Caprimulgiformes, Caprimulgidae. The transcript has 5 exons. Bases 52 to 1476 code for a protein of 474 amino acids.
UCUGCCAUUGGUUUGCUACAUCUCCCUGGGACUACGCACCAUCCCUCCAAGAUGUGGGCAAAGACAAUUACAGGAAAUUUUGCCAAUGUGAUUCACGGUUUGAAUGCAAACCACUUGACAGACCAAGUCAUUCAGAGAAGCAAGCGAAUGAUUCUGGAUACACUUGGAGUGGGGCUUCUGGGUACCAGCACUGAGGUCUGCCACAAAGUGACACAGUACAGCAAAAUCUACAGCUCAGAUAUAUCCAGUACCAUCUGGGGCCACUUGGAUUUCCGACUGCCUCCUCUGUAUGCAGCUUUUGUGAAUGGAGUGGCUGUGCACUCAAUGGAUUUUGAUGACACGUGGCAUCCAGCCACACACCCAUCCGGGGCUGUGCUCCCCGCUGUGAUUGCACUCUCAGAGGCCUUUCCUCAGGAGAAAAAAAUCUCAGGUCUCGAUCUGCUCUUGGCUUUCAAUGUGGGACUCGAAGUGCAAGGCAGGCUGCUGCGCUUCUCCAGUGAAGCCAGGAACAUUCCAAAAAGGUUUCACCCACCGACUGUGGUUGGUACGAUGGGGAGCGCAGCAGCUUGUGCUAAACUGCUAGGUCUUGAUCAGCGGAAAUGUAAAAAUGCCUUGGCUAUUGCUGCUUCCUAUGCAGGUGCCCCACUGGCUAAUGCAGCAACCCAAACAAAGCCCCUCCAUGUUGGCAACGCUGCCAAGCAUGGACUGGAAGCAGCUUGCUUAGCGUCACAGGGCCUUCAAGGAAACAAACAGAUCUUGGACAUGGAAUCGGGGAUAGGUGCCUUUUACACAGAUUACAACCCACAGACUCUGCCAACCUUACACUCCUACCCCUGGCUGUUGGACCAACAAGACGUGGCCAUCAAACGCUUUCCUGCUCAUCUUGGAACACACUGGGUGGCUGAUGCAGCAUCUUCUGUUAGAAGGAAGCUUGUGGAGAACAGUGACAACUUGCUCCCCCUUGAUAAAAUUGAGAAAGUAAUUCUGAAAGUCCCAGAGGUCAAAUAUGUGAACAGACCCAGCCCUACCUCAGAGCAUGAAGCUCGACACUCCUUCCAGUUUGUUGCAUGCUCUGCUUUGCUGGAUGGCAGCAUGUCAGUCCAGUCCUUCUCCAGUGAGAGCAUCCACCGGCCAGCCUUACGGGAGCUCCUCUGCAAAACACAACUGGAGCACCCUCCUGACAACACGCCCAGCUUUGAGAGUCUUUACUGCGAAGUGAGUGUCGUGCUUCGGGAUGGCAACGCCAUCAGCGACCGCUGUGAUACGUUCUACGGACACUGGAGGAAACCUCUGCAAAAGGAGGACUUGGAGAAAAAGUUCCAAUCCAAUGCCUCCAGCAUCCUGCCUGCAGAAGCCACAGAAGGCAUUCUAGAGACUGUGUACAAUCUGGAAAAAGUAGAGGACUGUUCUGUAUUAAGUACAUUUUUAUCAGGACAGUCAGCUAGAGUGCUUUUGGAGAAGCUACGCUUCCCUUGAACGUUCCAAUCAACAGCUAGAUGCUGUUCAAAAAGCAAACACAAAAUUCAGGACAAACUCUUUAUUUAGUGACUCAAGCAC